UGCCUUUCUGCUGAGCUAUGGGGCGGGACAACGCAGAAGUGGUGGUCGUAGCUAUUUAUGGGUAGAUUAAAGAUUUGCCUCCGUAUGGAUUAAUUUUAACACCAGAAAAGUUUCCAUUGAACGAAGAAUACGUUUACCAGCUACCAAACAUUUGGAAAAUUCUCGACUUGGCUUCAAGUUUAACAGUCCCGGAGACCCUACCCAGCAAAGUAAAGAAACGUGACAUGCCACAUCAGUGAUGGAGACCAUGGCUGUGAGCACGUCUGUGGUGGGGCCUGAUGAGUUUGACCGCAACGCGCCGCGGAUCUGUGGCGUCUGUGGAGACAAGGCCACAGGCUUCCACUUCAACGCCAUGACCUGUGAGGGCUGCAAAGGCUUCUUCAGACGCAGCAUGAAGCGUAAGGCCAGUUUCACCUGCCCCUUCAACGGCAGCUGCACCAUCACCAAGGACAACCGGCGACACUGCCAGGCCUGCCGGCUCAAACGCUGCGUGGACAUCGGCAUGAUGAAGGAGUUCAUCCUGACAGAUGAGGAGGUGCAGAGGAAGAAGGACCUGAUCCAGAAGAGGAAGGAGGAAGAGGCGGCGCGGGAGGCCUUGAGACCUAGGCUGAACGACGAGCAGAGCCAGGUCAUCGCCUCAUUGGUGGAGGCCCACCACAAGACCUAUGAUGACUCCUACUCUGACUUCUCACGCUUCAGGCCCCCAGUGCGAGAGGGCCCAGUAACACGCAGUGCCAGUCGUGCAGCCUCCCUUCACUCUCUGUCAGAUGCCUCCUCAGACUCCUUCAACCACUCACCAGAGUCUGUGGACACCAAGCUGAUGAAUUUCAGCAGUCUGUUAAUGAUGUACCAGGACAGUGCAGGCAGCCCAGACUCCAGUGAGGACGAUGGCUCCAAGCUCUCUAUGCUGCCCCACCUGGCUGACCUGGUCAGCUACAGCAUCCAGAAGGUCAUCGGCUUCGCUAAGAUGAUUCCUGGCUUCAGAGGGCUGACUGCUGAGGACCAGAUCGCCCUGCUGAAAUCCAGUGCCAUCGAGAUCAUCAUGCUGCGUUCCAACCAGUCCUUCAACCUAGAGGACAUGUCCUGGAGCUGUGGUGGUGGUCCUGACUUCAAGUAUUGCGUCAACGACGUCACCAAGGCGGGUCACACUCUGGACCUGUUGGAGCCACUGGUGAAGUUCCAGGUGGGCCUGAAGAAACUCAAGCUCCAUGAGGAGGAACACGUGCUGCUCAUGGCCAUCUGCCUGCUGUCUCCAGAUCGACCUGGGGUGCAGGAUCACGCUAAGAUCGAGGUUCUCCAGGACCGUCUGUCGGAGGUGCUCCAGGCCUACAUCAGAGUGAACCACCCAGGAGGGCGGCUGCUCUACGCCAGGAUGAUCCAGAAGCUGGCCGACCUGCGCAGCCUCAACGAGGAGCACUCCAAGCAGUACCGCUCGCUGUCCUUCCAGCCAGAGCACAGCAUGCAGCUCACCCCACUGGUGCUGGAGGUGUUUGGGAGCGAGGUGUCAUAGCAGCCCCUCUGACCCCUCCCCAUGAGGGACCCCCAAGAUGGCGUUGAGUUGCUGGAUUGAGGGUUCAGCGAUGGAAGGGUAUCUGAGGGGGGAUAGCCGAAUGGACCUGACAGUGUCACUGUCAUAGAAGGUUUUGGGGGGGGGUUAAUUAGGGGAUUAUGGGUAAAGAGAGUGAGGGGCUUUGAUAAGGUUGGAAUUUCCCAUUGAUAAGAAAAAGGGAAUUUCAAACAGAAUGUAUUUAUAAAUAUAUAUACAUACAUACAUAAGCUAAUAUCUAUAUUUAAAAAAAGGUUGUUUCGAUUAAAACAAAUGGAUGAGUAAUCUAAUGUAUAUUAUAGGAUAUGUAGGCCCUAUUUGUGUGCAUAUGAAUGUGUGUAUGUGUUGACAUGGUGUUUCAAAUGUAAAAAAUGUAAUGCAUGCAUACAAGCAUACACGCACAGACACACCCCGAGUAGAGUGUGAGGGGCCUUCUAUUUUUGAUGUUUGUAUAUUGAAUGACCACAAGAGGGUGUUGUGCACAGGCUCUGACUGAGUGUUUAGUAGUGGUACUAACAUCUGUGUUUCAGUGACAGUUAAUGGAUUGGUUAAAGUGUAGGCUACAUGGGAUAUUAUGUGUGGGAAACUAUUUGGAUCUGUUGCCCCUUCAAAAUAUAUACAUUUGCCACUCAAGAAGCUCUUGCCUUCAUAAGAGGAAAGAGCAACAUGUUUUUAGUUCAUUUUCAUUAUGGAUUAUUAGCUAGCUAAAAUAACAUGAGCUAAUCUGACUUAGUAAGGUGGCCAACGGCCAUGCCUCAAGGAGAAGUUUGCCGUUACUAAAUACAUAUGUACAGUUGAAGUCGGAAGUUUACAUACACCUUAGCCAAAUACAUUUAACUCAGUUUUUCACAAUCCCAGUAAAAAGUCCCGGUUUUAGGUCAGUUAGGAUCACCACUUUAUUUUAAGAAUGUGAAAUGUAAGAGAAUGAUUUCUUUCAGCUUUUAUUUCUUUCAUCACAUUCCCAGUGGGUCAGAAGUUAUAUACUCAAUUAGUAUUUGGUAGCAUUGCUUUUAAAUUGUUUAACUUGGGUCAAACGUUUUGGGUAGCUUUCCACAAGCUUCCCACAAUAAGUUGGGUGUAUUUUGGCCCAUUCCUCCUGACAGCUGGUGUAAAUGAGUCAGGUUUGUAGGCCUCCUUGCUCUCACACGCUUUUUCAGUUCUGCCCACACAUUUUCUAUAGGAUUGAGGUCAGGGCUUUGCGAUGGCCACUCCAAUACCUUGACUUUGUUGUCCUUAAGCCAUUUUGCCACAACUUUGGAAGUAUGCUUGGGGUCAUUGUCCAUUUGGAAGACCCAUUUGCGACCAAGCUUUAACUUCCUAACUGAUGUCUUGAGAUGUUGCUUCAAUAUAUCCACGUAAUUUUCCAUCUUCAUGAUGCCAUCUAUUUAGUGAAGUGCACCAGUCCCUCCUGCAGCAAAGCACCCCCACAACAUGAUGCUGCCACCCCCGUGCUUCACGGUUGGGAUGGUAUUCUUCGGCUUGCAAGCCUCCCCCUUUUUCUCCAAACAUAACAAUGGUCAUUAUGUCCAGACAGUUCUAUUUUUGUUUCAUCAUACCAGAGGAUAUUUCUAAAAAGUACGAUCUUUGUCCCCAUGUGCAGUUGCAAACUGUAGUCUGGCUUUUUUUAUGGCAGUUUUGGAGCAGUGGCUUCUCCCUUGCUGAGCGGCCUUUCAGGUUAUGUCGAUAUAGGCCUCGUUUUACUAUGGAUAUAGUUACUUUUGUACCUGUUUCCUCCAGCAUCUUCACAAGGUCCUUUGCUGUUGUUCUGGGAUUGAUUUGCACUUUACGCACCAAAGUACGUUAAUCUCUAGGAGACUGAAGGCGUCUCCUUCCUGAGCGGUAUGAUGGCUGCAUGGUCCCAUGGUGUUCAUACUUGCGUACUAUUGUUUGUACAGAUGAACGUGGUACCUUCAGGCAUUUGGAAAUUUCUCCCAAAUAUGAACCAGACUUGUGGAGGUCUACAAUUCUUUUCUGAGGUCUUGGCUAAUUUCUUUAGAUUUUUCCCAUGAUGUCAAGCAAAGAGGCACUGAGUUUGAAGGUAGGCCUUGAAAUACAUCCACAGGUACACCUCCAAUUGACUCAAAUGAUGUCAAUUAGCCCAUCAGAAGCUUCUAAAGCCAUGACAUAAUUUUCUCUUUAAAGGCAUAGUCAACUUAGUGUAUGUAAACUUCUGACCCACUGGAAUUGUGAUGCAGUGAAUUAUAAGUAAAAUAAUCUGUCUGUAAACAAUUGUUGGAAAAAUGACUUGUCAUGCACAAAGUAGAUGUCCUAACAGACUUGCCAGAACUAUAGUUUAAAAAGAAAUUUGUGGAGUGGUUGAAAAAGAGUUUUCAUGACUCCAACCUAAGUGUAUGUAAACUUCCCACUUCAACUGUGUGCAAGCCUACAAAAAAAAACAGUUGUCCUCUUUAGUCAAACCUGUCUCAUGACUGUAGUAAUUACUCAAACUUUUUAAUCUAAUCUGAAGAUGCUUUUACCGCUAGAUCAGAUCAAAUUCUAAUCAUGAAAUGAAAUACAAUCACAUUCACUCCCACCAGUUUGUUUGAGAGCCGUUUGGUUUUGCUUAGUAGGUCGAAGGGUCAGCAUAUCACAGUUGUGUUCUGCAGGUCUGGCUCUCCCUCUUGUGGUCAUUGCCUGUAAAUACCACUCAUUUCUGUACAUAAGGAAGAAGAUGGCAAAUACUAAGAUAAUUCAGUUGAGAAGUAUGCUCUGGAGAUAUAUGCAAAAAUGAGAUGGACUAUUUUCUUAUGUUGUACCUCUCUUUGAGGUCUCAAUAAGCUUUGACAACUAUAUAUCUAUACUUGUUUUGAUGCAAACUCAUUACUUUGGACUGGUUUGAUUUUAAUCAAGAUUGUUUCCUAAAAUCAGCGUUCAUUCAGCUGCGUCAAGACCUUCUCACAUACCAAGGAGACGUUCUGACUCAACCUGCUGCUCUGUAAAGCUGCUCUGUAAAGCUGCUCUGUAAAGCUACCACACCAUUGGAACCAGGAAAAAGACAACAAUCAUGCGCUUUACUACUAACACUGCCUCAACUCAAACUGACAAGGAUACAGGCCAAUCAAUCAGUCACCGUAGCGACGGGCAUGCCUCUCUUCAACAAGCCAACCAACGCCUCUUUUUCUGCAAUAGAACAGCAGCCAGCCUCGCAGGACUCUUCAUAGCUUUAACGCGACCGCAGCCAUUCAGGCCCAACUCGAUGGUUGUAGUGCACCAAGGGCUGAUGGGACUGAAUUCGUGUGUAGUGGCUUUGAAUAUGUCACUCUGAUUGAUAGGUGACGUCCCUUACCUAGGAAGUGACUGACACUGAACUGAUCUAGCGAGGAGCACUUGGGGAGUUGGACUCGGGAGUGAACCCUGAGACUGUAUAGCAAAUUUAAAGAUGAAUUUUAGAAUAAGAAUCAUAGAAUACCGGUGUGCAGAGCGUAUAUUAAUAUGUCCUCCUCCCGGCCCAAAGUGGUUUUCUCACACUGCAGCCCUUGUCCAGACCCCAUUGUGUGUAAGCCAGGUCAUGUGGAGACAGCUGGCUUUUUUUUAACCUAUCACGUAUGCAUAAACCAAUGUAAAGGAAUGUAGGGAAGAUGGGGUCAGGGGCUCUAAUGGGAGGAACUCCUCCAAGAGCUAUCUGCCUGCUGCCAAGCUGGCUCAGAAAGACACACCCCAAAAACUGCACCCCUCUCUCCCGACGCAGGUCAGCAACUUCACCUCGGUAGCCUUACAAAACUCUCAGUUCAACAUUUAACAGAUACCUCAUUGAAACUGAAAACGUUCAUAAUAGCAUAGAAGGGAACCAAACGUAACACAGUGACACACACACACACAUAUGCAUACAUCCACACACACGCCAUGACUUUCUCUUCGGCAACCUCUGCAGUGUUCUGUUUUUCGUCAAGUUCUUUGUUUGAAGUGAAACUGCCAAGAGAGAUGCGUUGCAGACCCAGUAUAGAGGGAUCCCAUUGUUUUCACACACAGGGUGUCGGUCUGUUUUUCUUUAUCACAGCAAGACAAUCAUGUGUACAAGAGGCAGGCUGCAACAUUUCACACAGAAAACUAUGAGUCAUAGUGCGUCUGACUCCAUGGUUCCCGCUGCCACUGUGUCCAGUCCUGCUCAGUAUUGUUAUUGAGAGGAAUAGGUGAUGCUGAGGAAUGACUAAUAAUAUGUAUGUCAUGCAGUCACCACAGCUGAUUUGAGGCAGUGUCUCUGUGAUCAGUGCCUUGUCAGGUUUACCGACAUGAAAUAACCUGACUUGGCAAAAAUAUUACAUAGAAGUAAAAAAUGUCUUGUUUCAGUGUAAUAUUAAGCUCUGUAAAUGGUUGCAGACAGAUCCCUGAUGAGGCACUGCUCACAGCGGCCCAGCAUACGUUUUUGGUGGCUCUGUUGUAUUCCUCUGGUGACGUGUGAAGCCAGCAGAAUUCUGAAUAGAGUUGCAAAAAACUUUUAUUGAAAGUUCCUGGAAUUUUGCAACCCUAAUCCUGAAUCCCAGUUCGAGUUGAUUGUAUACAGAGUUGUGCCGCCAGGCGCUGUGUUAACCAAAACAAACUACCUCUCCCACCCGCACAUGUAUUUUUGGCAUGAUUGUUUCAUCUAUUUUAACACUAAUUCAUUUUAUUUAUUCCUUUUACUUCUCAAAUGCUGGAUGAUUUACCUCAACACAUCUCAAAAUAAGCCUACAGAUCAAGAGGGGGCUGUCGCCACUCCACGUCUCUUAGUGUUGGGGGGGGGGUUGAAAUGGCUCCUCUUUUUAUUAAGUGUCGCCUUCAAUGCAUUGAUGCUAACAACUUGGUUUGGACAGCUUGUAGCUGGGAUAUUAUGACAUUGCUUCCUCAAUCUCGAGGCCUCAGUUAGCGUCAGUUAGCAAUCAUACACAGUUAGUAGGUGUAUGAUGUAGUGUCAAGAUUUAUGAAAGGUUUUAUGAAAUGGUUAUGUUGGGAUCCUGUCUUGAUGUUUUAGUUGUCUCUGUCUUGUGUCUUUGCCAUUGCUUGCUCAGGCUGCUCUCAGCAAAGUGUUCUACUGCACCUCUUACUCAUAGCUCAUCGCUCUGGAAUCCAGGUCUUUAAAGUAACACGCUGACGUACAGGACACAGCCCUAUGGUGGCACAGUGCUUUACCAACAAAGCAUGCUGUUUAAAUGUUUCUGUAAAGGACUCAAGGAAGAUGUGUGUGGGUAUAAUCAUACUUUCAACCCCCCCUUCCUAUGUCUUUAUUUUCUUCUUGAAAGGCAAAGUUUUUAUUUGGCUCGAGAGCGAUGAGAAAAUAUAUGAUGGAAAUUGUAUAUCUCUGAGGAGGAAAGCCUCUUUUAGUCUGUAGUCAUAUUGGUCACUUUUGGAAUCUUUUUGUUUUUCUGUGAUCAUUAUCUUCUACCUCUUAAUAUGCGCUUGCUUACACACAUGUCACAAACAAACACAGAACUACAAUAUGUCCACACUUUCACCAGCAGUUUUUGCCAAUGAUAUACUCAUGUUUCUGUCUCUGUGCUCUGACUUACGUCUGAAUUCUAUUACUGAUGAUCACUAUAGCAAAUCUGUAAUGAUUUAGGCAUUGCAGGGUCAUUUAACAGUUUGUCUUUUAACAUUGAAUGCACAUUUUAGCUCCGUUACCUUGGUGUGCCUAGAACCCAGAGCCUUAUUUUAGGACAAUAUCAGGGGUUUAAUGAAACCAAUUACUUUUUUCCCCCCUGUUUUAAGACCUAGUUCAAGUGGCUUUUCACAACUACAUUCCUUUUAUUGUCAAAUCAAUCUUUAGUGGUUUCGAGAAUAACCAUCGGCUCACCCCUUCUGGGAAGCACAUGUCAAAUGAUGAUCCACCGGACGUAAAUAUGCUUCACUUCUUUAAAGCUAUCGGGCUCUCUUUAGACAGAUCCCUUAAAACAUAGGUGAUGCUUUAGGGACGUACAUAACAUGUAUAUAGACACCAUGUCACACCUGACCGUUUUUAUUUAAUACUAUAGACCAUCAUAGUGCAUUGCUCUGCAGAGAGGAUGUGGUUCAGUAUAUUUGUGUGAAAUAUAACAAAUGGCCAUUCUUCCUCAUAUUUAUGUUAAGUGCCAUGCUAUGCUAACGUAGUUGUUAUUAGAGCCUAUGUAUACUUCUGCCAAAUACAGUUGGUACGCUGUAUGUGGCGAAAGUGUCACUGGAAUGGAAGGCUGUGUGAACUGUUCUGAAUCUUUACUCCUAUUGGAUGCCAGUAAAUAGGUGUUAGCAAGCACUAGUGGUCGAGUUCUCCUUUUGUAUGUUUGUUUCUAAUCCUAACCGUUUUCCUUGAUGCGUUCUCAAAGGACAAUAUGUUACUAUUGAGUUUAUGAAGUAGCAUCUGAAUUGAUCUUGUGAAAACAAUGCAACAUAAACUGGUAAAGUCUUGGACUAGUUGGACGUGGAAUUUUGUUGACUGUGACUUCUGCUAACCAUACCAUUUCUCAUUAGUAAUCAAUCAUUGUAAUUGAUCUCAAAGUCCCAAGAUAAGUACUUUUAUACAUGCACACCAUGUAAUUCUCAAGACUCGAUGCUUCAAACUGUCUUUCAACAUAGCCUUGUCAUUGAUCUAAUUGAUAGUAUUAUCAUUGUCUUUGUUCAAUCACCGCCCGUUCUGUAUCUUUUACGUUUCUUUUAUUCUUAAGUUGAUCCAUUGUACAUUGAUUUAUGUGCAUUGUAUGUAGUAUAUAAUGUUUUGGAAAAUCACAAAUAAACCGCUGUACAUAAUAAUGCAAA
Molecule: messenger RNA, 8248 nt
Organism: Oncorhynchus masou masou (cherry salmon)
Lineage: Eukaryota; Metazoa; Chordata; Actinopteri; Salmoniformes; Salmonidae
Product: vitamin D3 receptor A
Exons: 10
Coding region: 239-1510 (423 amino acids)
Biological process (GO): positive regulation of transcription by RNA polymerase II; negative regulation of transcription by RNA polymerase II; cell differentiation
Cellular component (GO): nucleus
Molecular function (GO): zinc ion binding; nuclear receptor activity; vitamin D response element binding
Source: RefSeq, a predicted model, not a curated record